AUGGGAGAAUGUCUCGCUGUUUUUAUUGAUAGCUUUAAUAAAACUCAAGUGUGGGUUAUGAAAGAAUACAGAGUGCAGUCAUCUUGGACUCUGAUUGAGAUUCCUAUGCCACUUUCAGCUGUAUGCAUGACCAAAAGUGGUGAACUUAUUGCAUUAAGUGCUAAUGUUUCAGAGUUGAUGAAAUUUAAUGAGAAAGGAGAAUUGCUGGAACGUUGUGAAUAUAGUGGUGCUUAUGUGAUUGGGUUCCACUUACCUAUGUAUACAGGGAGUCUUUUUUCACUCCCUAGGAACAACGAUGGAAGCAUGGAAACAACAUCAACAGAAACCGACAAGGAGAAAUAG
This is a messenger RNA of Gastrolobium bilobum, 342 nucleotides long. RefSeq lists its product as uncharacterized. Lineage: Eukaryota; Viridiplantae; Streptophyta; Magnoliopsida; Fabales; Fabaceae. The transcript has a single exon. The record is from RefSeq and is a predicted model, not a curated record. The coding region runs from base 1 to 342 and encodes 113 amino acids.